Molecule: messenger RNA, 1503 nt
Organism: Schistosoma intercalatum
Lineage: Eukaryota; Metazoa; Platyhelminthes; Trematoda; Strigeidida; Schistosomatidae
Source: the annotation of a GenBank genome assembly
GGAUGCGGCAUAUUCAAACACCGUAUGUUACGUAUAAUUGUUGACGAAUAUCCCCCAAAUACACGACCUUGUUUAUUCAUGUGAAUGCUUCAUCCUUCCAGGAUUCGCUUUGUCAAUGCCAAAACAAAACCUUACUGUCUCAGUAUUGUUCAAAAGUAUGAUUAUGAAAACUAUCUGUGUUCACUGUUGCUACCUGGUUCAAGACGUAACUUUGCUUUGGCCUUAAGAGCUUUCAACGUGGAACUGGCUCAAAUAUGUGACCGAUCGGAAAAUCUGGCACAAGCUAAAUACCGGUUCCAGUUUUGGAGGGAGAUUAUAGAACAUCUAUUUGAUAGCUCCAAUGAUUCGUCACCACACCACACUCCUCUCGAACGGGAGCUCAAAGAAUCAGUUUCAGGUCUGGUAUUAUCAAAACAACGCUUCUAUCAGCUCAUCAAUUCAAGGGAACGGCACUUCAAUAAUGUUUUCUUUCCUACUUGCAAAGCAGCUGAAGCGUAUUUUGAUGAUGUCUAUGUCCCGAUUCAUUGUCUACUAUCUGAGGCUUACGGAUUUGAAAUGACUUCAUUAAACCCAUUACUAAAUCACUUUGGACGAGCUCAGGGGAUGGUGAAUAUGUUACGUAGUUCAGUUUUAUUAGCUCAACAUAAGAAUGUUCUACUAUUUCCUUUGGAUUUAAUAAAUCAACAUAACUUAACUCAAGAACAUGUACUUCGUUUUCUACGUAAUGAUCCUUCGAUGACCGGUACAGCUGAUAAACCUAUAAAAAAAUUAACAUGUGACAUUGCUUCUUUGGGUCAUUAUCAUGCCAAACGUGUUUCCCAUUUGAGCUCGGAAUUAAUAAUGAAGUCAUUCUCAACAACAACGUUCAAUUCAGCAAAGUUGAAAGAAAAAGAUUUGCAACAAAAAGAUUUAAUACAAAAUGUUUUGCCCAAGCUUUUACUACCUCUACUCUCUAUAAAUAAAUAUUUGGAUUUCUUAGGUUAUUCAGCAGAUUUCGAUUUACGCUUUAAUUCCAAAUACAAUAAUGAUUUAUUACCGCUACAAUUAUGUUGGAAUGCUUGGUGGAAUAAAAUACCGAGGGAACCGAAAGCCUAAUUCUCACUUCUAAUUUAUUUCUCACGUAUCUCAAUGCAUAUAAAUAUGAAAAAGACUGUUUAACCUUAUGGCAUUAGAUAGGCUGAGUCGGAAAUAUUGUAAAGAUUUUUGUUUGUAUUUCCUUGCCCAGUAUUUCCAGUUUACAUUUUGUAAGAAGAAUUAUACAGAAGCCCUGCUAUUUAUUUUGUCUAUCUUCAUAACACUACUUAAUUUGAUAAUAAGUAAACAAUCUGGGUUUUCGAGAACUUCAUGUUAACAUUUGCAUCAGUAAUACAAAGUCCAAUAACAUUCAUUUACCAGAACACCUAGUUCUAUACAUUUGAUUUAUUUUUGCUGGUGUAUUUGACAAAAUUUGUCACGAUCGUACCCGAAACAUUAAGGAAAAUUAAAGUGCUUUUUAAAUAUUAA